AAAUCGUUCGAUUCAGCCUCGGGUUCGAACCCCCACGGUUACACACCUCGUUCCCAUUACUGCCCCACUAACAAGCUGGCAACCGUUGCUGCAGUCACGGAGUUCGAAUCGGACGGUGUGAGCUGUCAUCGAUUAAGAUGCGAUCCAACGGUGGAGAACUCUCGAUGAACUACGACGGGGCCAGCCUUUCAAAUUUAGUUUGGCGUUCCGUAGCACAGUUUGAAGUUUCCUUCCGGUGCGAGCCUCGAUGAGGUCACGAAGUUGAUGGACACCAAUUUCGCCGGAGUCUGCACCCAAUCCGAAUUCUCGAGCAUACGUAGAAAUCAUCAGCGCUCUAGUUGUGUGGAUGUCGAAAUUCCAUUGUAGGGUUUGAAAAUUUUCUUCCGCACACAUUUAGUGAGGUGUAAGACAAGGUUUUGUUGCCGAAGAAGGGUUACAGGGUUUCGAGUUUUUGGAAUAGGCAACGGCGAGGUGUGGAGUGUGGCUAGUGAGGUUGAAGGCGCUGCUGAGAGACACUGAGAAACUGUGAUAAUUUUCUAAGUGUUUGAAGGCUAUGGCGGCGUCGGGUGGAGAGUUUGAUCACCUGUUCAAGAUUUUGUUGAUCGGGGAUUCAGGGGUGGGGAAGAGUAGUUUGUUGGUGCGGUUCACGGCUGACACGUUUGAUGACUUGUCGCCGACUAUUGGAGUGGAUUUUAAGGUGAAGAUGAUGACGCUCGGGGGUAAGAAGUUGAAGCUGACGAUCUGGGACACGGCGGGGCAAGAGAGGUUCAGGACCCUGACGAGUUCGUAUUACAGGGGCGCGCAGGGGAUCAUUCUUGUGUAUGAUGUCUCCCGACGGGCAACUUUCACGAAUUUGUCCGACAUCUGGCUGAAGGAGGUGGAUCGUUACUCCACGAACCCGGAUUGUAUCAAGAUGCUCAUAGGGAACAAGGUGGAUUUGGAGGAACACGAGCGGGUGGUGACGAAGAAGGAGGGAAUUGCGUUUGCUAGGCAGCACGGGUGCUUAUUUCUGGAGGCCAGUGCCAAGACGAGCGUCAAUGUGCAACGAUGCUUUGAUGAACUCGUGCAGAAGAUUUUGGAUACUCCAAGCUUGACAGCGGAUACGGCGCAAUUGAAGAAGAAUGUGCUCAGACCUGGGGAAACAGCGGAUUUGCCAGCACCCGACGCUGGCGGUGCGUGCGGUUGUUGAUAGAUUAUUGUCACAAAACGUUGGAGUUCGCUAAAUUUGGUAUUGAUUUUAUCCCUUGUACAUGUGUAGUUCCUUUUAUGGCAAGCAUUGGACAAUUGCCUGUAAAUCAUUUUUGGUGUAUCGAAUGCAUAUGUCUUUGGACAAAUAAACGAGGUUACCUGAUUUCACACA
Physcomitrium patens is the source of this 1360-nucleotide messenger RNA. Its product is annotated as ras-related protein RABC1. NCBI's taxonomy places the organism in Eukaryota, Viridiplantae, Streptophyta, Bryopsida, Funariales, Funariaceae. Gene Ontology annotation, molecular function: GTPase activity; GTP binding. The record is from RefSeq and is a predicted model, not a curated record.